Molecule: messenger RNA, 251 nt
Organism: Racocetra persica
Lineage: Eukaryota; Fungi; Glomeromycota; Glomeromycetes; Diversisporales; Gigasporaceae
Source: the annotation of a GenBank genome assembly
UAGAUUUAGUAUCAGUAACACCAAAAGAAAUAGAAAUCGAGCUGGACUUUUUUCAAAUUCCACGACCAACAUCUAUUGAUAAAAUUGCAAUUACAAAAAUCAGAAAAUUAAUUAGCGCGUUCAAUGAAUUAAUUAGUAAAGUUGUAGAAAGUUAUUUGAAAGAAUCUUCCUUUAAAAUCGAUAUUGAUGUACUUUUUCUUAGUAAUGGACAAGCUACAGUUCAUGCUUUAUUAGAAGAAAAUUUAUCGGAU